AUGCCCGCGAGGUUGAGUGGAUAUGAACCAGUUGGAAGCUCGCGGGACAGCUUCGCUCUCAACCACCCUCUCAGAGCAUCUCGACCUUCAAAAUUAUCGCAAUCGAACAAUCGGACUCGCUUGGUUAUGCAAUCACUUUUUAGAGACUGGGAAAGCCUAUCGAACAAGGCAGCAUCGAACCAUUCCAAGGUCACAGAAGAUAUCGAUAGGGUCAUCUCCGAUCUGGAGUCACUCAAGGACCUCAUCCAAAGAGGCUCGCAGAUCGAAGGAUUUCAGAUCAAACAGAACAAUGGGCUCCAACCGAUCAUGAAUCGCUCAAAGGCAGCGACCAAGGCGGCCUUACAAUCCCACAAAGAGUUAUAUUCACUCACGUCGAAAUGGCAAAAGAUGAUCGAGAAAAGGUUCAAUCAAACAGUGCUUCCAUUACUUGGCACCAACCUCGUACCAGGCCAUCAAAACGAAACACCCAAACCCAAGCAACCUUUCAUAUCCCAAAGUGCUCAGCAAGCACUCAACCGGGUGAUCAUCGAUCAUUUGCUUCGUCAAGGAAGAUUCGAAACCGCUCAGCUUUUUGCUCAGGAGGCCCAGGCUACCUCGUCUGCCCACGUCCUCGAAGCGUGUCAGGAACUCUUUCGGAUUAACGACUCGCUGAAAGCUGGUGAUUUGGACCCCGCGCUCGAAUGGGCUGCACGGAAUCGUGAUUGGCUCGAGGCGCGGGAGAGUCCAUUGGAGUUCGAUCUGCACCGGUCUCGAUUCGUUCGACUGUUAACUCAACCUGCCUUUGAUCAUCGCUCGAUGAACGCCGCAUCAGAUAAGGAUGCAAAAGACAAGAUCGAGGUUGAAGUCGAGUUGGGUUCUAAGAUAGCAGGAGAUCAAAAGAUGGAGUCGAGCUCCACAGAUUCGGCCGUCGAUCACCCCAACCCACAAACCGAGGUUCCGAUCAUCAUCGAACCCCAAGCUAGUAAACUUGAACCAGAGGACGACCAAUAUCCUGAAGAAUACACGAAAUCUCGACAGAUAGCGCUGGAAUACGCCCAGCAGCAUUUUCCGAAGUUCUUCCCAAGACGAUGGGACGAAGCCGUCAGGCUCACGGCUUCGAGCCUUUACACUCCGUUCUCUAGAUUAAAACAGUCGCCCUACUCCGAGUUUUAUCGAUCGGCCGAGAACGCUGGCGUGGGUGAUAAUUAUGAUUGCUCAGAGCUGUGGCUUCAUGCGGAUCAUCUCGUACCUCUAUUCACCAAAGAGUUCUACGCUCGAUUGGAUUGGAGCAAGGAAUUGCCCUUGACGGUCGCCACUGAACUUGGCUCAGGCGGUGCUCUGGCGAAAAUCGCGAAAGUGAGAUCGGUCAUGAAAGAGAAACGGACUGAAUGGAGUCAGGCGGAUGAAUUACCAGUAGAAAUCCCAUUGCCGAUGGAGUUUAGAUUUCACUCCGUCUUCGCAUGCCCGGUCUCCAAAGAACAAUCCACGGACGCCAACCCACCUAUGAUGAUGCCAUGCGGACACGUGAUUGCCAAAGAAUCCAUGCAAAAGCUGGCUAAAGGUGGAGGAACGGUCAAAUGUCCUUAUUGCCCCAGCAGUUCAUCCAUGAGCUCUGCCGUUCAAGUUUAUUUUUGA
Messenger RNA from Puccinia triticina, 1614 nucleotides. RefSeq lists its product as uncharacterized. NCBI's taxonomy places the organism in Eukaryota, Fungi, Basidiomycota, Pucciniomycetes, Pucciniales, Pucciniaceae. Gene Ontology annotation, biological process: proteasome-mediated ubiquitin-dependent protein catabolic process. Bases 1 to 1614 code for a protein of 537 amino acids. Gene Ontology annotation, molecular function: protein binding; ubiquitin protein ligase activity. The record is from RefSeq and is a predicted model, not a curated record. The transcript is spliced from 4 exons. Gene Ontology annotation, cellular component: cytoplasm; nucleus; GID complex.